Ictalurus punctatus (channel catfish) is the source of this 1222-nucleotide messenger RNA. RefSeq names its product serine/threonine-protein phosphatase pp1-beta catalytic subunit (gene pp1b). NCBI's taxonomy places the organism in Eukaryota, Metazoa, Chordata, Actinopteri, Siluriformes, Ictaluridae. Gene Ontology annotation, cellular component: nucleus; cytoplasm. Gene Ontology annotation, molecular function: protein serine/threonine phosphatase activity. The record is from RefSeq and is marked provisional. Gene Ontology annotation, biological process: regulation of circadian rhythm; circadian regulation of gene expression.
GCAAAAAAGCCUCUACAGCGAACACCCUUCAAAUAUGGCGGAGGGGGAACUGGACGUCGAUUCGCUCAUCUCCAGGCUUUUAGAGGUGCGAGGAUGUCGCCCUGGAAAGAUUGUGCAGAUGACGGAGGCGGAGGUGCGAGGGCUGUGUAUUAAAUCCCGAGAGAUCUUCCUGAGUCAGCCCAUUCUGUUGGAACUGGAGGCCCCGCUCAAAAUCUGCGGUGACAUCCACGGUCAGUACACAGACCUGCUGAGGUUGUUCGAGUACGGCGGAUUCCCCCCGGAGGCGAACUACCUCUUCCUGGGCGAUUACGUGGAUCGAGGAAAGCAGUCUCUGGAGACCAUCUGCCUCCUGCUGGCCUACAAGAUCAAAUACCCCGAAAACUUCUUCCUGCUGCGGGGAAACCACGAGUGCGCCUCCAUCAACCGCAUCUACGGCUUCUACGACGAGUGCAAGCGCAGGUUCAACAUCAAACUUUGGAAGACCUUCACCGACUGUUUCAACUGUCUUCCCAUCGCCGCCAUCGUCGAUGAGAAAAUAUUCUGCUGCCAUGGAGGCCUGUCUCCUGACCUGCAGUCCAUGGAGCAGAUCAGACGGAUCAUGAGGCCCACAGACGUCCCCGACACAGGGCUGCUGUGUGACCUGCUGUGGUCCGACCCGGAUAAAGACGUUCAGGGCUGGGGAGAGAACGACCGCGGCGUGUCCUUCACCUUCGGAGCCGACGUGGUCAGCAAGUUCCUCAACCGCCACGAUCUGGACCUGAUCUGCAGAGCGCACCAGGUGGUGGAGGACGGGUAUGAGUUCUUUGCCAAGAGACAGCUGGUCACUCUGUUCUCUGCUCCGAACUACUGCGGCGAGUUCGACAACGCUGGCGGCAUGAUGAGUGUGGACGAAACGCUCAUGUGUUCCUUCCAGAUCCUGAAGCCUUCGGAGAAGAAGGCCAAGUACCAGUACGGAGGGAUGAACUCGGGGCGCCCCGUGACUCCGCCCCGCACAGCCGCCCCACCCAAAAAACGGUGAACACUCGAACGAAUGCUGGCGAAAAGUAGAGCAAGAGAGAGAGAAAAGAUUGAACAAAUCGGAGGAUGAAGUAAAGGCAAGAUCGAGUAUCAAAACUCCCUCUGCGAUUUCUACCAUGAUGGAAAAACAAUGUAGUUAUUAUAUACACAGCGAGAAGCGACCCUUUCUGCUUUUAAACACUUAUUAAACUUUCCCCUCAUCUCC